This is a messenger RNA of Manihot esculenta (cassava), 4130 nucleotides long. Its product is annotated as protein unc-13 homolog. Bases 662 to 3601 code for a protein of 979 amino acids. The record is from RefSeq and is a predicted model, not a curated record. The transcript has 5 exons. NCBI's taxonomy places the organism in Eukaryota, Viridiplantae, Streptophyta, Magnoliopsida, Malpighiales, Euphorbiaceae.
CCAAAAGAGAAGGAAUCAGAGAAUAGAAGAUGGCUUGUUUUUGACAUUUUCCUAAGCAUUCAUUUGAAGUUGUCAACUUGUUUGAGCAAGUCUUGUCCUGUGCUUCAGACAUGAAUUACCCAACUCACUCAGAUUCCAACCCAAAUGUCAACUAACCGGCGCAAUAGUCUCAGCUCCCAUUAAAUUAGCCAUUUUGUCUGCUAUGGAUAUCCCUGUGUGCUUAAGCUUUGACCUCUGCAAAUAUUUACAUUACAUAAAAUAGUUUAAAAAAAGCAGACGAAUUCAAACUAGUUCAAUCCCUUUUCUUCCGUUGUUCUGUUUCUUAUCUUGGGAUUCAAAAAUCCCAAUUUCCCUGCUUGGCUGCCUCGAUUGGAAAAGAAAAGGAAAGGAAAGGAAAGAAAAUAAUAAUCUCUUCUCGCUCUGUUUCUGUGACAUAACUUAAAGACAGAUGGAAAUUUCCCAACUUUUAUAGCUUUCCAUCUUUAUGAGGCUAAUCACAUCAAUGGCUACCUUAAAAGCCAAGCAAGAAUAACAGAAUACUCACAGCCCAAUCUCGGAAAUUAAAGAAAGCGACAACCACCACCGCUGAACCCCACAAAAAAAGUCUUCUUCUUUAGCCCACCACCUGCUUUUUUCCAUCUCAGAACCGCAUAAUUGACACAUGUCUCACAUCUUCAGGGACAAAGCCCUUGGCAACUCCAAGAGACACACCCAAAUCACUCCACCGGCCGUAGUCAUGCCCAGUUAUCCCAUUGAAGACCUUCAGUCCCCUUUCUCUGAUGCCGCUCCCUCCUUGUCUGACUCGGAGCUUCGAGAAUCCGCCUAUGAAAUUCUAAUUGGGGCUUGCCGGAGUUCCGGGAGCAGGCCCUUGACUUACAUCCCACAGUCUGAGAGGAACGCUGAUAGGGCUUCGGCUCCUGCUCUCACGCCUUCGCCUUCGCUGCAGCGGUCGUUGACGUCAACGGCUGCAAGUAAGGUAAAGAAGGCACUGGGGAUGAAGUCGGGUUCGACGAAGAGGAGAAGCGAUGGCGGUGAGUCAGUGAUGGAAGGGAAGACUAAGAAAACGGUGACGGUUGGAGAGUUGGUUAGAGUCCAGAUGAGAGUAUCUGAGCAGACCGACUCCAGGAUCAGGCGAGCCCUGUUGAGGAUUGCUGCUGCUCAGCUUGGAAGGCGCAUAGAGUCGAUGGUUCUGCCACUGGAGCUAUUGCAGCAGCUCAAGUCUUUGGAUUUUCCUAGUCAACAAGAAUAUGAAGCUUGGCAGAGGAGAAAUUUGAAGCUUCUAGAGGCUGGACUCCUUUUGCAUCCUCACCUGCCACUGCAUAAGACUGACUCGGCUCCUCGACAAUUCCAGCAGAUUAUUCGUGGAGCAUUAGAAAAACCCAUUGAAACAGGAAAAAACAGUGAAUCUAUGCAAGUUCUCAGAAGUUUAGUUAUGUCUCUUGCUUGCAGAUCAUUUGAUGGAUCUACUGAAAAAUGCCACUGGGUGGAUGGGUUUCCCUUAAAUUUAAGAAUCUACCAAAUACUCUUAGAGGCUUGUUUUGAUGUUAAUGAUGAAUCAAUUGUUAUUGAAGAAAUUGAUGAGGUUUUAGAACUCAUUAAGAAGACUUGGGCAGUCCUUGGCAUGAACCAGAUGUUGCAUAGUCUCUGCUUUUUGUGGGUUUUAUUUCACCACUAUGUUGCAACUGGCCAAGUUGAGGAUGACCUAUUGUUUGCUGCUAAUAAUCUGUUGAUGGAAGUUGAAAAGGAUGCAAAAACAACUAAGGACUCGGAUUAUUCCAAGAUUUUGAGUUCCAUAUUAAGUUCCAUAUUGGGCUGGGCAGAGAAAAGGCUCCUCACUUACCAUGAUAGUUUUCAUAGUGAUAAUAUAGAAUCAAUGCAAAGUGUUGCUUCCCUGGCUGUUGUGGCAGCAAAAAUAAUGGUAGAGGAUAGCUUUCAUGAGUAUCGUAGUAAAAGGAAAGAAGUUGAUGUAGCUCAUGAGAGGAUUGAAAACUACAUAAGAUCAUCAAUGCGAACAACUUUUGGUCAGAAAUUGAAGAAGUUGAACUCAAGCAAGCAUUUUAGACACCAGCAGAAUCCCCUUCCUGUCCUGUCCCUCCUUGCACAAGACAUUACUGAACUGGCUUUUAACGAAAAGGCAAUGUUUAGUCCAAUAUUUAAGAGAUGGCACCCACUUGCAGCAGGUGUAGCAGUAGCCACCCUUCAUUCUUGCUAUGGGAAUGAACUGAAACAAUUUGUUUCGAAUAUUAGCGAAUUGACACCUGACUCAAUACAAGUUUUGAGUGCUGCUGACAAACUGGAGAAAGAUCUUGUGCAGAUUGCAGUUGGAGAUUCAGUGGACAGCGAGGAUGGUGGAAAGUCGAUAAUUCAAGAGAUGCCUCCUUAUGAGGCUGAAGCUUUAAUUGCCGAUCUUGUAAAGUCAUGGAUAAAGACAAGAAUUGACAGGCUGAAGGAAUGGGUCGAUAGGAAUUUGCAACAAGAAGUAUGGAAUCCACGGGCAAACAAAGAGCGGUUUGCUCCUUCUGCUGUUGAAGUUCUACGAAUUGUUGAUGAAACUUUGGAGGCAUUCUUCCUAUUGCCGAUUACUAUGCAUCCGACCUUGCUUCCUGACUUGGUCACUGGGCUUGACAGAAGUCUUCAAAAUUACAUAUUGAAGACUAAAUCUGGCUGUGGGACCCGGAGUACUUUCUUACCUACACUGCCUGCAUUGACUAGAUGUACAGCAGGAUCAAAAUUUCAUGUAUUUAGAAAGAAAGAGAAGUCUCAUGUAGCCCAGAGAAGGAAAUCCCAGGUUGGAUCUACAAAUGGGGAUACCUCCUUUGGUGUACCCCAGCUCUGUGUUCGUGUUAAUACUUUGCAGCAUGUUCGCAUGCAGUUGGAAGUUUUGGAAAAGAGGACAGUUGUUCAACUGAGGAAUUGUAGAGUAAGUCAUGCUGAUGAUUUUGCUAAUGGGUUGGGGAAAAAGUUUGAGCUUUCAGCUGCUGCAUGUGUGGAAGGGAUACAACAACUCUGUGAGGCAACAGCAUAUAAGGCUGUCUUUCAUGAUCUAAGUCAUGUCCUUUGGGAUGGGCUAUAUGUUGGAGAAGUUUCGUCUUCAAGGAUUGAGCCUUUUCUUCAGGAACUUGAGCAGUAUUUGGAAAUUAUUUCAUCUACAGUGCAUGACAGGGUGAGAACUCGUGCUAUCACCGAUGUGAUGAAAGCAUCCUUUGAAGGGUUUCUACUAGUCUUGCUUGCUGGAGGUCCUUCUCGAGCUUUCACGCUGCAUGAUUCUGAAAUGAUUGAGGAUGAUUUUAAAUUUCUCACAGAUUUGUUCUGGUCCAAUGGUGAUGGAUUGCCCAUUGAGUUGAUAGACAAGUUCUCAACAACAGUUAAAGGUGUACUCCCGCUAUUUCGUACCGACACAGAGAGUCUGAUCGAGCGAUUCAGAAGUCUUACUCAGGAGAGUUAUGGCACUUCUGAUAAAUCCAGGUUUCCGUUGCCUCCAACUUCAGGCCAGUGGAAUCCUAUUGAACCAAACACACUAUUGCGAGUUUUGUGUUGUCGGAGUGAUGAAACAGCUGCAAAGUUCCUGAAGAAGACUUACAACUUACCUAAGAAACUAUAACCACUGUAGAUAUAUAGGGAAACAAAGUAUUCUGAUCCAAGGCUGUGAAAUGAUUGUUGUGGCUUCAGUAGUAUGUAUUUUAUCCUUUCAUCAAAAGCUCCAAUGGGACAGAUUUUGUUGGGGGAGCAUUUCUUAGAGUGACUACACACAGAUUGGUAUAUUCUUCUGAGUUUGAACUUUUCGUGAAGCCAUUACCAGAGAGCUCCACAAGAUUGCUUCUGCUCUUUUCUGCAGCAGAAUAAUAACACUGGAAUUUCUGCAGACAUUUGGUGGACAUGGUGAGACUCUAUGGCUUUUCUUUGAUCUUAUACUCAUCCUCAUUUCUCAUACUAUCUUCUGCUGUGGAGACUGACCGCUGAUAGAUGCUUGAUAGUACUGUGAUGAAUGAACUGUUGGUUUUGAGUUUCUAGAUUGACUGAUUGAGCAGAAUUGUAUCUUAUAGUUUUCUUUCAAAGGAUCAAAUUAAGCCACCUAUUUAUUAGAUAAUAUUUCUUGGGAAAAUAUAAUCUGAAACAGUGAUACUUCUUGA